This is a messenger RNA of Amaranthus tricolor (Joseph's coat), 847 nucleotides long. Its product is annotated as factor Xa inhibitor BuXI-like. Lineage: Eukaryota; Viridiplantae; Streptophyta; Magnoliopsida; Caryophyllales; Amaranthaceae. The coding region runs from base 81 to 704 and encodes 207 amino acids. Gene Ontology annotation, molecular function: endopeptidase inhibitor activity. The transcript has a single exon. The record is from RefSeq and is a predicted model, not a curated record.
AUAUAUAUAUAUAUAUAAUACCCAUCCAUUCUCACCUUACUGUCCAUCACAUAAAACCCGUAAUAAGAAAAACAAGCAAUAUGGCAUCCCUUUUCCUGAAAUCAACCACUACAAUCUUGUUGAUUUUUUUAACUCUUUCUAUAAUUGCCAAAGCAGACCGCCGCUUUGUGUUAGACAGCGAUGGUAAGCCAGUGUUCAAUGGUGGGCGAUACUACAUGAUUCCACAAACCAUAGGCAUUGGUGGUGGCCUAACAAGAACAACUAAAGACAACUACACACCAUGCCCUUAUUACGUAACCCGAGAUAGCGAUGAAACCUCGAAUGGUAUGCCUCUUACCAUUUCAUCCCCUCUCAAAAUAUUGUACCUUCCUGAGUCUUCUUCAGUUAGCAUUGCGUUCCAAGAAAUGAUUACUGUUUGUAUUCAAUCCUUGGCGUGGCGGGUCGUUUCCAACGAUUUAAUCGGUAAACUUUAUGUGGCUACCGGCGGUGAUAGCUUUAACUACAAGUUUUCAAUUGAGAAAGCUGAGGGAGAGUCAAGGAAUAAUGUGUAUAAUAUAAGGUAUUUUAAUGAACAAUCAGGUAAAGAUAGUAAUAUUGGGUUUUUUGAGGAUGGACUUUUGGGUAUUACUGAUGAUAUUCCUCUUACCGUGAUAUUCAAGAAAGCUUUUGAUGAUAUUGAAGAGAUAACCUCCACUUCAUCUUGAAAUGUUUUUGAACAAUAAAAUGAUAUGGUCGAUUAUGAAUGUAAUAUAGCUAUGUAAAGUUACACAAAUUAUUAGGUCUGGAUCCUCCAUCAAGGGGUUAUUUCCUUUAGUUUUAUGUACUCUUUUUUUUUUUUUUUUUUUUU